ACAGCAGCGUGCUCUCAAGCCAGCAUUGAAGAGAAGUGCACGCGGAACAUUGACCCCGGCCCUGGCAGCCAGGGCAGUUCGGCCAAAGCGAUGAGGGAGGUGCUGGCCCCAUUAUGCCCACCGUGGAUGAUAUUCUGGAGCAGGUCGGCGAGUUUGGCCGGUUCCAGAAGCAAGCCUUCCUGACCCUAUGCCUGCUCUCAGCUGCCUUCGCCCCCAUCUACGUGGGCAUCGUCUUCCUGGCCUUCACCCCGGAUCACCGCUGCCUGAGCCCCGGGGUGGCCGAGCUGAGCCGGCGAUGCGGCUGGAGCCUGGCGGACGAGCUGAACUACACGGUGCCCGGCCCGGGGGCCAUGGGCGAGGCCUUCCCCCGCCAGUGCCGCGGCUACGAGGUGGACUGGAACCGGAGCGCCCUCAGCUGCGUGGACCCGCUGGCAGGCCUGGCCACCAACAGGAGCCACCUGCCGCUGGGGCCCUGUCGCCACGGCUGGGUGUACGACACACGGGGCUCGUCCAUCGUGACCGAGUUUAACCUGGUGUGUGACGACUCUUGGAAGGUGGACCUCUUUCAGUCCUGCGUGAACCUGGGCUUCUUCCUGGGCUCUCUGGGUGUCGGCUACAUUGCAGACAGGUUUGGCCGAAAAUUAUGUCUCUUGGCCACCAGCCUUAUCAGUGCCAUCUUGGGUGUCCUCAUGGCCGUGGCGCAAGACUACCUGUCUCUGCUGCUCUUCCGCCUGCUGCAGGGGCUGGUCAGCAAGGGCAGCUGGACGUCUGGCUAUGUCCUGAUCACAGAGUUCGUGGGCUUGGGCUACAGGCGAACGGUGGCGAUCCUCUACCAGAUGGCCUUCACGGUGGGGCUCCUGCUGCUCUCGGGGGUGGCCUACACCAUCCCUCACUGGAGGUGGCUCCAGCUGGCCAUCUCUCUGCCCACCUUCCUCUUCCUGCUCUACUACUGGUGUGUGCCCGAGUCUCCCCGGUGGCUGCUAUCACAGAAGAGAAACACUCAAGUGAUAAAGAUAAUGGACCAUAUCGCCCAAAAGAAUGGGAAAUCGCCUCUCGCUGAUCUAAAGAUGCUCUCUCUCGAAGAGGAUGUCACUGAAAAGCUGAGCCCCUCCUUUGCAGACCUGUUCCGCACGCCACACCUGAGGAAGCACACCUUUAUUCUGAUGUACCUGUGGUUCACCAGCUCCGUGCUCUAUCAGGGCCUCAUCAUGCACGUGGGCGCCACGGGGGGGAACCUCUACCUGGAUUUCUUUUACUCUGCUCUGGUUGAAUUCCCGGCGGCCUUCAUCAUCCUCGCCACCAUUGACCGCUGUGGCCUCAUCCGCCCCUUGGCUGCGUCGAAUCUGGUGGCGGGGGCAGCCUGCUUCGUCAUGAUCUUUAUUUCACAUGACAUCACCUGGCUUCUCUCCUCUCUCUGUUCUUGUUCUAGGAUAAGGUUAACAUUUGGAAAGCUGAAUCACAGAGAUAUCAUCUUUUUUGUUCUCUAUAUAUUUAUCAGGAACCUUGGAGUGAUGGUGUGUUCCUCCCUGUGUGAUCUGGGUGGAAUCAUCACCCCCUUCCUGGUCUUCAGGCUGAUGGAGGUCUGGCAAGGCUUGCCACUCAUUUUGUUUGCGGUGUUGGGCCUGGUUGCCGGGGGAAUGACGCUGCUUCUUCCCGAGACUGAAGGGGUCACCUUGCCAGAGACCAUCGAGGAUGCGGAGAACCUCGGGAGGAUAGCAAAGCCCAAAGAAAACAUGAUUUACCUUCAGAUCCAAACAUCAGAACGCACCGGCACCUGAGGGAGACGCUUCGCUGGGACUGAGUGGCAGAGAGGAAGAUGGGGUUUUCAUCUGAAGAAAAGCUUAGAAACCCUGAUUUCUCUGUGCUCUUCCUCAGACUUGCCUGCCCCUAAACCAGUAGCCUGAACACUAAAUGUGCUUUAUUUUCUUUCUUUAAAAUCUCCUAAAGCCCUGGCUAUCUUUUAUCUGCUUACCUUUCCUAGUGAGAGCUGUUGGUGGUUACCAGUUACUUAAUUACCUAAAGUAUUUGGAAGAUCCAAUAGAAUUUAAAUAUUGCUAUAAAAGAGGCCUCUGUCACCGGUUUCCUAGAGGAAGUGUUGUUUUAUUCACUUUCUGAAAGAAAAUGUCUUUGUAUCUGUAGUAUCUAUCUUGGCAAAAAUAUUUUAACAUUGUAGCCUUCUUGAAGGGCACUUGGUUUUCAAACAUGGUGGCACUUCCCGCAAACCAUACCCGAAUCACGUUGAAAGUGUCAUCGUCCUCUGAAGGCCAGAAGUACUGUAACCUUUUU
Messenger RNA from Leptonychotes weddellii (Weddell seal), 2286 nucleotides. Lineage: Eukaryota; Metazoa; Chordata; Mammalia; Carnivora; Phocidae. The record is from RefSeq and is a predicted model, not a curated record.